Cylas formicarius (sweet potato weevil) is the source of this 2608-nucleotide messenger RNA. It is a transcript of the gene ClC-b, whose product is annotated as H(+)/Cl(-) exchange transporter 7. Gene Ontology annotation, molecular function: voltage-gated chloride channel activity. NCBI's taxonomy places the organism in Eukaryota, Metazoa, Arthropoda, Insecta, Coleoptera, Brentidae. The record is from RefSeq and is a predicted model, not a curated record. The transcript is spliced from 14 exons. Gene Ontology annotation, biological process: chloride transport; transmembrane transport. Gene Ontology annotation, cellular component: intracellular membrane-bounded organelle; lysosomal membrane. The coding region runs from base 162 to 2498 and encodes 778 amino acids.
AUGUAGGAAUCCCAAAGUCAUUAGUUUUGGUUUUUUUUGUUUCCCUUAGAUAAAGAUGAUUAUUCACAAUUGUGAUACUUGUAUUAUUUAUGACUAAGGCGUAAAUAAAAACAAUAAAGAAUUAACGAACGUUUAAGGUUCCAUGAAAGAAACUUACUGUCAUGGAAGAGAGCGCAGAAUUCGAACGAGGCUCUAUAAACGCUAGAAGGUUGCAGUUUGAUGAAGAUGAAGAGGAUGCUAUUAUUCCCAGUUGUAGUGGUGAAGAUUCUAGUCUCAUCCCAUCUGUGGAGAGAAGAGCACAAACAAAUACGGAAAAAGUGGACAUAGGAUCAUUGAAUGUGUUAUCUGCAAGGUUCGAGAGUUUAGAUUAUGAUACUUGUGAGAAUUAUCUGCUAUUAGACGAAGAGCGCAAGAAAGGCUACAAAUUUAUUGUUCACAAAAAUAUAGCCAGAUGGUUUGUGUUUUUGUUGAUUGGAGUAUGUACCGCAUUGAUUGCUUGUGUUGUAGACAUAUCCAUAGAGGAAUUGAGUCAAAUUAAAUACUCCCAUCUUAGUAAAUCUGUGGAUCAUUAUGUCACCCAAGGAAAACUUUACAUACCUUAUUUUUAUUGGGUGAUUUGCAAUGUUGGUCCAGUUCUUGUCGGUUCUUUACUAGUGGCCUAUGUGGAACCAAUCGCUGCUGGCAGCGGAAUUCCUCAGGUAAAAUGCUAUUUAAAUGGCGUUAAGGUGCCGAGGGUGGUAAGAAUCAAGACGCUGCUUGUUAAAAGUAUAGGAGUGAUUUGCUCUGUCGUCGGGGGUUUGGCUGGAGGAAAGGAAGGCCCUAUGAUUCAUUCCGGAGCAGUCAUCGCCGCAGGUUUGUCUCAAGGGAAAAGCACCACUUUCAACAGGGACUUCAAAUUAUUUCAAUAUUUUCGAGAAGACCACGAGAAGCGCGAUUUUGUGUCUGGAGGCGCUGCCGCUGGUGUAGCUGCCGCUUUCGGUGCCCCAAUAGGUGGUGUGUUGUUCUCUUUGGAAGAGGGCGCCAGUUUCUGGAACCAGAGUCUUACAUGGAAAACAUUCUUCGCGUCGAUUAUGUCGACGUUCACUUUAAACUUUGUCUUGUCCGCUUAUCACGGGGCGCCUGGAGAUUUGACCUAUCCGGGCCUUUUAAAUUUGGGCAAAUUCGAGACGUUCAAAUACGAAAUGUUCGAACUUCCGCUGUUUAUCAUCAUGGGUUGCAUUGGCGGCCUCCUGGGGGCGCUGUGGAAUCACAUCAAUUACAAGAUUACCGUGUUCCGAAUGAGGUACGUGCAAGCAAGAUGGCUUAAAGUAAUCGAAGCCUGCAUCGUCGCAGCAGUUAGCGCAACUCUGGGUUUCCUGAUGAUGUUUCUAAUAAACGACUGCCAGCCGCUGGGUCAGGACCCAACAAAGUAUCCCACUCAGAUUUACUGUUUGGACGGACAGAUCAACGUUCCGGCUAGUAUAUGGUUUCAGACGCCCGAGGCUUCGGUGAAGUCGCUGUUCCACGAUCCUCCCAACACCCACAACGCGCUGUCCCUGGCUGUGUUUGUCGUUAUCUACUUUUUCUUAGCUUCGUGGACUUUCGGGCUGUCUUCGUCCAACGGCCUUUUCAUACCCACCCUGCUGACAGGCGCCGCUUGGGGUCGCCUGAUAUCCAUCGGCAUGUUUUAUAUUUAUCCAGAGAACAUCGCACACCCCGGAAAGUACGCUUUGAUCGGAGCAGCUGCUCAACUAGGCGGAGUCGUAAGGAUGACCAUCAGUCUUACCGUUAUACUAAUGGAGUGCACUGGAAAUAUAACGUUUGCGCUGCCCCUCAUCCUGUCGGUAAUUUCUGCCAAAUGGACAGGCGAUUUCUUCAACGAGGGCAUAUAUGACACGUUAAUCCAGCUGUCGGGAGUCCCACUACUUCCGUGGGAACCGCCUCCGUUAGCGCGUAACAUCUACGCUAGUGAGGUUAUGUCGCACCCGGUGGUAACUUUAAAAUGCGUGGAAAACGUCGGCCACAUUGCAGAACUGAUGAAGCUGACGAGCUAUAACGGUUUUCCAGUUGUCGAUCCUCCAUUGUCAGAUGAAGCUGAAGUUAGAACGUACGGUCGUAUACGUGGUCUAAUAUUGAGGUCCCAGCUGUUGGUCAUACUUAAAAGGAAAAUUUUUAAUGAAACUUCGGAAGAUUGGGAGUUUAUGAGUGCCAGCGUGUUCAGAGAAGAAUACCCCAGGUACCCGACAGUGACUGAAGUGUUGCUGACCGAGGAAGAAAAAACUUUUUACGUGGAUUUGAGGCCGUUUAUGAACCCUUCGCCUUACACGGUUUUACAUUCGACAUCAUUGCCUAGAAUGUUUAGACUGUUCAGAGCCCUGGGACUUCGGCAUUUACCUAUUGUAAACGACACAAAUGAGGUCAUUGGCAUGGUAACCAGGAAGGAUUUAGCCCGGUACAGAGUGUGGAAACACCAAGGCCGCUUGGGCGUGGAGGAGUUGCUAAUAUCCAAAGAAAUAUAAUAAAUAAAUCAGUAUUUUGGUUUUCAUGUAAUAUAACAUUCAUCUGUUAAUUAAUCUUAAUGUAAGCAGAUUGUUAUUUUAUUUUAUUAUAAAAAUAGACAAUUAUACAA